This is a messenger RNA of Drosophila bipectinata, 1977 nucleotides long. Its product is annotated as venom carboxylesterase-6. The record is from RefSeq and is a predicted model, not a curated record. Lineage: Eukaryota; Metazoa; Arthropoda; Insecta; Diptera; Drosophilidae.
CGGACCCACUUAAUCAGUCUCGAUUCGGACGCAAUGACAAACGCAGGUCGCGGUGGUUUCCAUUCGGCGGUGGUGUCGUCGGUGCUUCUCGUGCUUUUUUUGGCCAUUCGGUGGAUUGAUGCCCGUAACUCCCAGAGCCUGCACGUGCGUUUGCCACAUGGUGGCUGGCUGAUCGGUCGCCACCUAACCACCCACAAUGGCCGGCACAUGCAAGCAUUUAUGGGCGUUCCCUAUGCCGAGCCUCCGCUGGGCGAUCUCCGUUUCCGUCCGCCAGUGCCCAAGGCGGCCUGGGAGGGCGAACGGUUGGCUGUGAAGGAUGCCCCCAUCUGCCUGCAGCGCGAUCCCUUCCGCCGUGAUAUGAUCAUCGAGGGCUCCGAGGACUGCCUGUACCUCAAUGUCUACACUCCGGAAUCGCCGAAAGUAAAUGGUUCCCUGCCCGUUAUGGUCUGGUUCCAUGGCGGCGGAUGGCAGUGCGGCGCCGGCAUUAGUAGCUUUUACGGUCCCGAUUUCCUGCUGGAUCACGAUGUGGUUUUGGUCUCGGCCAACUUCAGGCUCGGCCCAUUGGGAUUCCUCAGCACGGAGACCUUGGAUUGUCCAGGGAACAACGGCCUGAAGGAUCAACUGGAGGUUCUUCGCUGGGUUAGCGCCAACAUCGCUUCUUUUGGCGGCGAUCCGAAGAGUGUUACGGUGUUUGGCGAGUCCGCGGGGGGAGCCAGUGUCACCUACCACAUGUUGUCGCCAAAAUCCAGGGGUCUGCUGCAUCGUGGCAUCGCCCAGUCGGGAACGUAUUUCAAUCCGUGGGCCCAACCUGCCCACAAGGGCGUGGCUGUCGGUCGGGCAACCAAGUUGGCCGAGUUGGUGGGUUGCGGUUCCCUCGGAGGAUGGCCAGAAAAGCUGCAGUGCCUGCGGGAGAAGCCAGCGGAGGACAUUGUCGCCUCCUUGUACGAUAUGUUUGUCUGGGACUUUGAUCCGAUGAUUCCCUUCCCGCCGGUCAUUGAGCCGGAACACGAGGACGCCUUCUUGACCGUACCGCCUCGCCAGGCCCCGCCACCACACGGCCUCCAGCUGCCACUGAUGGUGGGCGCCACCGCCGAGGAGGGUCUCCUUAAAACAGCCGCUCUGCUCAAUCUGCCACAUCUCAUGGCGGAGUUUAAGUCGCAGUUCGACCAGGUGCUUCCAGUAGUCCUGAACUACGACCACCACGAGGAUUCAGUGAAACAGAGUAUAACGCAGCGGAUCGAAAGCUUCUACUUCAAAGCGGGUCACGACUACGACAAGGCCAAUCACCAAAAUCUUACAGAUCUCAUCUCGGAUGGAUGGUUUGUGGCCGGCAUUGACGAGUACCUCCGCCUUCGCAUGUCCCAAGAGGAUGUGGCCCCCACAUAUGUUUACCUGUUUGACCAUAAAGGUGCCGCCAGCUUUUCGGAGAUCUUCAAGGGCGAACGAAACGAGUUCUACGGCGCUUGUCAUGCAGAGGAACUGCAGUACCUCUUCCCCAUUGGCCGCGAGCUUUUUGUAAGUGCCGUGCCCACAAAACAGGAUCUACAGCUGCGGGAACUGAUGCUCCAACUGUGGGUUAGCUUCGCCACAACUGGCAAUCCGAAUCCCACGAAUGUGACCACUAGCCUGCCCGUGUGGAAUCCUGCUUCCAGCUACCCAGUGGAGUACGUUCGACUAGGCACCAAGGCGGAUGACCAGGUGGCCGCCACCAAGGCGUCGCUGUUCAGGCUAGAAAACGAAUUAAUGCAGCAGCGCGUUGAUUUUUGGCGCGACUUGAAGCCCCAUUUGCCCGCCAGCCACGUCCACAAUGAACUGUAGUCCCAAGACGCUAAUGUAUUAUUAUUAUUUUUUUUCAAUCUGUAUUAUUUCAUCGGUGAAUGGAAGUACACCAAGCAGAAAAAUAUUAAAUCAAAGAAAUACAUUUUAAAGAGGCUUUUCCUUUAACGGCGGUAAUGCCACAAUGGAAAGCUUUAGUGC